AUGAUGCCUAUUGCUCAAGGACGUCAAGGAGACAUAUUCGCUGUCAGAAUUCAAGAACAAGACGGCCUUUGUGAUCAUGGAACCUCAAGCAGUGAAGUAUCUUCGAACAAUGCGGUAUCGAAAGAUGAACGCAAAGUUAAAUACGGCCAUGCUGAUGGAUUGAGAGGCUGGAAAGCACUUAAAAUCGUCUAUGCCCCUCGAGAUGGAUAUGUAAGAGGUAAUGAACCUCAUAAUAUCCACGGGGAAGUUGCACUCCUAAGGCAGAUAGAUCAUCCCAAUAUAAUCACCCUUCUAAAUUAUACAUUCGAUGAAGAGACCCUCCAGCAUCGCUUGACCCUGCCUCUAUACCCCAUGUCCCUCUCGGAUCUAUUACAAGAUCCAUCUUUCCCACCUACCGACGUCGAUAUACCGAAGAUCAUUUCGUAUCAACUCUUAAAUGCUAUUUUAUACCUUCAUUCAAUGAAUCCACCUAUCGCUCAUAGGGAUUUGAAUCCUUCGAAUGUUAUGUUUGAUAAGCAGGGGAGAAUGAAAUUAAUCGAUUUUGGAAUUGCCUAUUGCCCAAAAUCUAAUGAAACAAGGUACUCAUCUCUGGCAGGUGUUAAGAUGCAUGGAGGAGACGGAAUGGAGGCGAACAGAGAGGGAGGGGUGAAGAAUAAUGAAUGGGAGGAGGAUGAGGGUACAUGGAAAGAGGACGAUCAGAAUAUGUGCUGUGAGGUAGGAACGGGAUCAUAUCGCGCACCUGAACUUUUAUUUUCACCUCGAUCGUACGACCCGCUCAAAGUCGACCUAUGGUCAGUCGGUUGUAUAAUAGCUCAAUUUUUCAGACCUUAUGGUUCUGCUUUAGAUUCACCCUCAUCAGAUACCUCCUCUUCCUUAUCCAAUUUUGACUCUUCUGACUCUUUGGACGAAGAUCAGAUGGAUCCACUAGACAACGAACCUUCCUCCUUGAUACAAACUAGACAGCCCCUCUUCGACUCUACCUACGGUUCACUGGGAUUAGCUUCAAGUAUAUUUAAAGUACUUGGUAAACCAUCUCCAGAAAAUUGGCUAGGAUUCACAACUCUUCCCGAUUCUGACAAGAUCGAUUUUCCCAAUUCUACCCCUAGACCAAUACAUGAUCAUUUACCUUUACUUCUUCAUCUUUCCGAGGAGGAUCGGAUAGAUAUAUUGAAGGUAAUAGAGGGGCUAUUGAAGCUGGAUCCGGAGAGGAGGAUCGGCGCGGAUCAGGUACUGAAGAUGCGUUGGUUCAGGGAUGUAAAAGAGGUGGAGUUCGACGACAAGAUGAAGAACGGCACGAAGAUGUGGAUAGAUAAGGCUUUGAUGAAGUAUGAGAAUAUGGAGAAGAGUUAUGAAAAUCACUCGGAGAGAGUAUGGUAG
Kwoniella botswanensis is the source of this 1377-nucleotide messenger RNA. RefSeq lists its product as uncharacterized. The transcript has 5 exons. Gene Ontology annotation, molecular function: RNA polymerase II CTD heptapeptide repeat kinase activity; ATP binding; cyclin binding. Gene Ontology annotation, biological process: positive regulation of transcription elongation by RNA polymerase II; protein phosphorylation. Lineage: Eukaryota; Fungi; Basidiomycota; Tremellomycetes; Tremellales; Cryptococcaceae. Gene Ontology annotation, cellular component: nucleus; cyclin/CDK positive transcription elongation factor complex. The record is from RefSeq and is a predicted model, not a curated record. Bases 1 to 1377 code for a protein of 458 amino acids.